Fusarium musae is the source of this 534-nucleotide messenger RNA. RefSeq lists its product as uncharacterized. Gene Ontology annotation, molecular function: oxidoreductase activity, acting on NAD(P)H. NCBI's taxonomy places the organism in Eukaryota, Fungi, Ascomycota, Sordariomycetes, Hypocreales, Nectriaceae. Bases 1 to 534 code for a protein of 177 amino acids. The transcript is spliced from 2 exons. The record is from RefSeq and is a predicted model, not a curated record.
AUGGCUACACGCUCCGCUCUUCGCCAUGUUGGUCCUGGAAAUGUUGCUAUCGACACUUGCCCUGUACCCAAGCCUGGGCCAGGCGAGGUGUUGAUCAAAGUCGCGGCUGUGGCAUUGAAUCCAAUUGAUUGGAAGAUGAUGUACCGCCAGGCGCUCGCACAACCUACCAUCCUAGGAUGCGACUUUGCAGGGAUUGUUGAAUGUCUUGGGGAUCUCGUCGACAGGCUUCAGGCCGGAGAUCGAGUGGCGGGAAUGAUACAAGGAGGGAACACUUUAAGGCCUGAUGAUGGCGCAUUUGCGAACUAUCUGGUCGCGCAAGCCCAUAUCUUGGUGCGCCUCCCUUCGAACAUCUCGUUUGAGCAGGGUUCGACGUUACCAACAGCACUCCUUACUGCUGGUUUCUGCCUAUACAGGCACCACUCCUUCCCAUAUCCAGAACAGAGUGAGAAGUCACAGCCGGUGCAACCAGUACUACUUGUGUAUGGUGGCGGUACAGCCAUUGGGUCGAUGCAGAUUCAGUUGGCCAAGUUGUAA